Molecule: messenger RNA, 4007 nt
Organism: Cynoglossus semilaevis (tongue sole)
Lineage: Eukaryota; Metazoa; Chordata; Actinopteri; Pleuronectiformes; Cynoglossidae
Product: long-chain-fatty-acid--CoA ligase ACSBG2-like
Exons: 17
Coding region: 240-2582 (780 amino acids)
Cellular component (GO): membrane; endoplasmic reticulum
Molecular function (GO): long-chain fatty acid-CoA ligase activity
Source: RefSeq, a predicted model, not a curated record
UGAUGACGUCCGCAGCGCCGCCACGCUGGUCGUACUUUCUGACCCUCCCUCUGAGCUCUGCAUGCUGGAUUGGUUAAGGAGACAUGGGCAAGAAAAGGAAGACGAGAAGUUUAGGCCAGGCAAAAGAAAAUACAGGUGUGUUUUUCCACUCUGAGUUCUUAUAUCCCAGGGAACCAGACUAUGCAGAGCUGACCUAAGAUGCCUCGAUCUUGACCGAUGAAUCUGAGAUAAGUCACAGGAUGUUGAUGUCUCUACAAAAUGUAAAAGAAGUACCUGAAGAACCUGCUACAGAAAACCCAGUCCACUGUAACCUCAGCUGCUGUGUGACCGUGUGUGAGUCCAGCACUGAUGGAGUGGUGAUAGAACAUCCCAGAGCUAACGGCCUUGUGGAGGCAUCCUGUGGAGCCUCUCUCGAUGGAAAUGUGGACACAGCAAAUGAAUCUUCAGAGGAAGAGUCCACCGGGGAAAGAGAGGAAGAGAAUGUUGCGCAUAAUGAAGUCAUGAGCAGCAGCACUAAGACCACAGUAUUGAAUACGGAAACAGUUAAUGCCCAGCGCCCAAACUCCCUGUCAGUUCCUGCAGCAUCAGACUUGAGACUGUGGACUUCACAGGAAGACGGAGAGGUGAAAUUGAGAAUGGAAGAUUCCGGGCUCGCUGCCGAGACUCCAUUGACCGUUGACCAGUUGUUCACAUCAGCUGUAGACAAAUUUGGAGACUUCACAGCACUGGUUUGGAAGGAUGGCGACCAACAGAAGAGACUCAACUACAGAGAGUACCACCAGAACUGUCGCAUUGCUGCCAAGAGCUUCCUCAAACUUGGUUUGGAACGUUACCACGGUGUUUGCAUCCUGGGCUUCAACUCAGCAGAGUGGUUCAUGGCUGACAUCGGAGCCAUUUAUGCCGGUGGAUUUGCUGUGGGCAUCUACACCACCAACUCUCCUGAGGCAUGCCAGUAUGUAGCAGAAAACUGCAAGGCCAAUGUAAUUGUGGUGGAAAACCACAAACAGCUGGAGAAAAUUCUGCAGAUUGAAGACAAGCUGCCCCACUUGAAAGCCAUUAUCCAGUACAAAGAUGCACUCAAAGAAAAGAGACCAAAUCUGUAUACGUGGGCAGAGUUUAUGGACCUGGGGCGUAAUGAGCCUGAUGCUCCCCUUGAUGCCAUCCUCUCCAGCCAGAAACCAAACCAGUGCUGUACCCUCAUCUACACAUCAGGAACAACAGGCCAACCCAAAGGAGUCAUGCUGAGCCAUGACAAUGUGACAUGGACCACACAUUCCAUCAGCCGCCAUGUAAAGUUGACAGAAGCCACUGAGGCUCAGGAGGUGGUAGUGAGCUACCUGCCCCUGAGCCACAUUGCAGCUCAGAUGGUGGACAUCUGGAGCACCAUGAAGGUCGGAGGAGUAACUUAUUUUGCUGAUCCAGAUGCCCUCAAGGGUUCUUUAGUCAACACCUUGAAGGAGGCUCGUCCCACUGUCUUCAUGGGUGUCCCACGUGUCUGGGAAAAGAUGCAGGAAAGGAUGAGAUCAGUGGCAGCAAAAUCUUCAACAGUGCGCAGGAAAGUGGCUGCUUGGGCUAAAGAUGUUGGUCUUCAAACAAAUCUCGCCAAAAUGAACCAAAAUGGAUCUGUUACUCGCAAACCUCUCAGCUACCAAGUUGCCAAAAAGCUUGUAUUUAAAAAGGUGCGUAAUGCUCUGGGCUUGGACCGCUGCAAAAAGUGCUACACAGGGGCUGCACCCAUCACCAAAGACACCCUGGAGUUCUUCCUCAGUCUGGAUAUCCCACUGUACGAGCUGUACGGUAUGAGUGAAUGUUCCGGACCUCAUACUAUCUCCCUUCACAAUGCCUUUAGACUUACCAGCUGUGGUAAAGAGAUUGUAGCGUGCAAAACAAAGUUUCACCAGCCAGACCAGGACGGAAUCGGUGAAAUUUGCUUCUGGGGUCGACAUGUCUUCAUGGGUUACCUCAACAUGCCUGAUAAGACAGAAGAGGCUCUGGAUGCAGAUGGUUGGCUGCUCUCAGGUGACCUUGGCAAACAAGACAAGAAUGGAUUUCUGUACAUCACCGGAAGAAUUAAAGAGCUGAUCAUCACAGCAGGAGGAGAAAACAUCCCUCCAGUUCCCAUCGAGGAUGCAGUCAAAGAGGUAGUGCCACUGAUCAGCAACGCCAUGUUGAUUGGAGACAGGAAGAAGUUUCUGUCCAUGCUGCUCACUGUUAAGUGCCAGGUUAACGCAGAGUCUGGAGAACCAGAGGACGAUCUGACUCCAGAGGCCGUGCAGUUUUGUAGGAGCCUCGGCAGCAACGCCACAAAGGUUUCAGAGAUCGCAGGAGGUCGAGACCAGGCCGUGAACAAGGCCAUUCAGGAGGGAGUCAACAGAGUCAACCAGAAGGCGACGUCUAACGCCCAACGCAUCCAGAAGUGGAUCAUUCUCGAUCAUGAUUUCUCCGUGGUUGGAGGAGAACUGGGCCCUACCAUGAAGCUAAAACGACCAACGGUGGUAAAAAUGUACCAGGAGCAGAUUGAGAACUUUUACAAGGAGCUGGCGACUCCGUCAACUCCCAACAAUCCCCUGCCUCCUAAAUAGAGCUGCUCCUCCCUCUGCUGGUCAAACCCAGUCUGAUUUCUUUUUAACAGAUCCAUUCCACCUGGGGCUGUUCCUUUCUCCCGUGUAAAUAUGUCUUAAUGCUCAUUAUGUUGAGGUUUGUUUGUUUUGUUUUUUGUCAUUGUGUCUUGGUUUACAUGUGUGGGUGGGUUGUAUAUGGGAUUGAAACACAUCCUGUUUUACAGUAGCUUUAUCUUUCUGAAGAGUCCUGAAGCUGAAGUCCGCUAUUUAUUUGUUUUGCUGGGAUGAGAAGCAAAAACCUGACGGGUGAACUGAAGGCAGCUGUGAGUAAAAAGAGUUACUUUGUCCUAAUACUUGAUACAAACUUUGGUUUUGAAGGAGUCUGUUUAUUUUUUUCUCUCUCUCGCUCUCUUAACAUAUUUAUUUUCAGUUUGCCAAAGUUUAUAUGCAACAAUGGAAUUCCAAAAGAAGAAAGAUUAUCAUUCCUCUAACCAUCAUGUUUACUGGCCUUUUGCGUGUAGUCAGUUUAAACCUUGUUUUUGUCACUUUUUUAAAGGAGAAAAAGGCUUUUUUUUGUACGUAAAUGAAGUGCAGCCUUUCAUGCAACGCUACAAGUGGGUUUCACUGUUUUUUUGUUAUGUGGAAAAUGUUUACAACAAAUUAUUUGUUUUUCUUUUCCCUAUUAAAAAAACUCAAUUUUCAGAAAAGUUGAAAAGCUAAAAACAGUUUAGUUUUUAUGAUGUCUUUUUUACGACUUACUUUUCUGAAAAUUGGGUUUGUAAACUUUUUUUCAUCUUUUUUUUUUUUCCACUUGAUUUUCAUUUUGUUGACCUUUCGGUUCAGAAACUAUGGAAGCGUAUUGCUGCCACAAAAAAAAAGAUGCGCAUCACGAAAUAACAUGAAACUUAUUACGAAAUAACGAAACUUAUCACGUAAUUACGUGAUACUGAGCCAAUUUUUUUUCUCAGUGUGGCAGCAAUACGCUUCUGUAAGAAACACCUGCUUUUAUUCUGUGAUUGGGUGAAAAAGGAAGGACGUUGGUGAUGGGUUGUUCCUUUACAUGUAGAUACGCCGAUAGUGCUGCGUUAAAUUCCUUUCAUUGGUCUGUUGCUAUAUAUAUAAUGCAUCAAAUGUAUAAAUGUUCAAAGCUAGUAUACUCUAAUUAACAUAUAUGAAGUAACUGUGACUAACAUAACAGGUAUUUGUAGCAAUUUGGUAAAUUUAAAUUGAGGCAUGGUUAAAGGUCAUGGUUUCCUAAAACCAGUGAAAGUUCAGAGUAAAAAAAACCUACGUCAGUGUGAGUGUGUGUGUAUGUGUGUAUAGAUAAAAGAACAUGAUGAUUUGUUAUUCAGUUUGCUUGAGUUUAACUGUUAUUUAAAGCUACAAACAGAAAUUUUGUUUGACUGUCUGGAAUAAAGGUUUUUUAUUAUAAAUUUACUAUAAAAU